GCUUGAGAACAUGCAGAAAAGCUUUCGACAAGUAUACAUGCUUGCACCAGCCAGCUAUGGACAUGCCCUGACUGCAGAAAUGGCAUCCAGGCACCCCACCGUGCCUGUGAUGACGUUCAGCGACAAUGAGGACGCGGUAGGAGCCAGCGUGCGGCUGGUGGAUGCGCUGGCGGGGGGAGGCGAGGGAGAGAUGAGCACGGCGGAGGUUGAUGAGCAGCGGCUAGCUGCAGUUGUGGGCGACGCAGCCAUCGUCGCCACCAUGCAGGCAGCUGAGAUGGCAACUGGCGAUGUGAUGGCUGGCUUCGGUGACGUUGGUAACGAGGGG
Astrephomene gubernaculifera is the source of this 325-nucleotide messenger RNA. Lineage: Eukaryota; Viridiplantae; Chlorophyta; Chlorophyceae; Chlamydomonadales; Astrephomenaceae. The record is from the annotation of a GenBank genome assembly.